AUGCGCGUCUCCACCUUCACCGUCCUCGCCAUGGCCGCGGCUAUAGUCUCGCCUGCCAUGGCCGUGAACUACGUCCAGGAGCCUCACUUCCACGCGCACCGCCCGGAGCACACCGCUGGUCACCACGCACUCGCACACGCCGCACACAGCCCUCUCGUACACACCACCCACGUCCCCGGCGCGGGGAUCGCGCACGACUUGAAGGGCAAUCGUGCAGAGGAGCUCGCCCGGCGCAGCAAGCAAACCGGGGGGACCUCUGAACACGACGCGCACGUCGUUCACACCGGCGGGAGGGGCCACGAUAGGCGUGCGGCCGACUUGGAGCGCCGCAAGGUUAACUGGAAGGGCUUGGAGCACGACGUCCCCGCUGCCUGGCACGCCGGCGCGCGGAUCGCCCAUGACAUCAAGGGCAAGCGCGCCGACUCGGAGGAGCUCGCCCGGCGCAGCAAGCAAACCGGCGGGACCUCUGAGCACGACGCGCACGUCGUCCACACUGGCGGGAGGGGCCACGGCAGACGUGAGGCCGACUUGGAACGCCGCAAGGUCAACUGGAAGGGCCUGAAACACGAUGUCCCGUCUGCCUACCGCACUGGGGUGAGAUUGUGGCAUGAUGUCAAGGGCAAGCGGGAGGAGGAGCUCGUCAUGCGCAAGGUCAACUGGAAGGGCCUGGAGCACGACGCCCCUGCUGCGUGGCAUGCCGGGGCGAAGCUUGCUCACGACUUUUAG
Messenger RNA from Rhodofomes roseus, 726 nucleotides. RefSeq lists its product as uncharacterized. Lineage: Eukaryota; Fungi; Basidiomycota; Agaricomycetes; Polyporales; Fomitopsidaceae. Bases 1 to 726 code for a protein of 241 amino acids. The transcript is spliced from 2 exons. The record is from RefSeq and is a predicted model, not a curated record.